This is a messenger RNA of Mytilinidion resinicola, 480 nucleotides long. RefSeq lists its product as uncharacterized. Bases 121 to 387 code for a protein of 88 amino acids. NCBI's taxonomy places the organism in Eukaryota, Fungi, Ascomycota, Dothideomycetes, Mytilinidiales, Mytilinidiaceae. The record is from RefSeq and is a predicted model, not a curated record. The transcript has a single exon.
CACCAUGGUCAAGGCCACCUGGAGCCAGGAGGCCUCUGCUUUGAGCAUCGUGAGUCUCUCCUUACUCAUCGCAUCGUCCAGGCUGACAGAGGCAAGUCUCCGCUUCACGACUCCGCCAGCAUGCGGAAGCCGCUGACGCGGGGGUUUGCGGAUCUCCUCAAGUUCAACACCACGGUCAAUGGCAUCUGGCGCCAGGAGGCGUUCGCCUCGAGCAGCGUGAGUCUUCCCUUACCCAUCGCAUCGUCCAGACUGACAGGGGCAUGCCUCUACUUCACGACUCCGCUAGCAUGCGGAGGCCGCUGGUGCGGGGGUCCGCGGAUUUCUUCAGGCUCAACACCAUGGUCAAGGCCAUCUGGCGCCAGGAGGCGUCUACAUCGAGCAUCUUGAGUCUUUCCUUACUCCUCGCAUCGUCCAGACUGACAGCGACAAGCCUCUGCUUCACGACUCGACCGGCACACGGAUGCUGCUCGCGCAUGGACU